Messenger RNA from Trifolium pratense (red clover), 587 nucleotides. RefSeq names its product transcription factor UNE12-like. The transcript is spliced from 2 exons. The record is from RefSeq and is a predicted model, not a curated record. NCBI's taxonomy places the organism in Eukaryota, Viridiplantae, Streptophyta, Magnoliopsida, Fabales, Fabaceae. Bases 234 to 563 code for a protein of 109 amino acids.
UGUCUUCUUGGUCUGAACUCUCACCAUUUUCAACUGAUGACCGAGUAGAAAAUAAGCAGAGAAGAAACCAACAAACACAAAAACAUUUAAUUAACCAAACAAACCCUUAACUCACAAAACUAAAAAACUCUCUUCUCUGCUUCUUCAUGUAGUAGUAGUAGUAGUAGUAGAUUUUCAUAAUUCUAUUUUCUACUCAACUCGUUGAUCAAACUCAGCCGAGUCCAAACCGAGUCAUGUCGAAUCACCCUUCCGAUACUCCCGCCGACGAUUUCCUCGAACAAAUUCUCGGCCUCCCGAAUUUCACCUCCGCUGAUGGUACUGACACUUCUUCCUUAGCUGCUCCGAUGAUGCUGCAGCUCAACUCCGGCGAAGCAGCCACUCAUCUUGGCGCCGGAGGUGGAUUUCAUGCGCCGGUUUACCAUUUGGGCCUGAGUUUGGACCAAGGCAAAGGAGGAGGGUUCUUGAAGCCCGAUGAUGCUUCCGGGAGUGGGAAGCAUUUCCGGGAGGAUGUUGUUGAUACCAGACCUAAGAAUACAUUUGAAUUAUAUAUUGCUCCAUUCUGAGGGAAAUUCAAAAAAGGUAACCAC